UCAUUUUACUUUGUUUGUUACCUGUGAUUUUGUGUUAUCAUCUAACAUGGACUUACUAACACUGUUAGGGGGGCUGGUUGUGAUAUUGUGUAUCUUAAAGUCGGUGGAGCUUUAUAUGCGAACAAUUUUCUUAGACACAAAGAAUAAGUGUGUUUUGGUAACAGGUUGUGAUACGGGAUUCGGGCACCUGCUAGCACAGGAGCUGGACAAGAGAGGAAUCCGUGUUUUUGCUUCCUGCUUAACUGAAGAAGGAGAGAAAAGGCUACUUGAGAAAUGUUCCUCCAAAGCCGUCGUUUUCCGUCUCGAUGUCACAAAAGAAGAAUCCAUUCAAAAUGCAGUUUACCUGGUAAAGGCUAAACUCGCUGGAGAUGAAGUGCUCUGGGGUUUGGUCAACAACGCAGGUGUCAUUUUACUGGCGGCACCGUUAGAAUGGCAAACUAAAGAACAGUACGAGAAAACUCUGGCUGUCAAUCUUUUUGGUGUCAUCGAAAUGACAAGGGCUUUCCUCCCUCUACUCCGGAAGUCUAAGGGGAGGGUUGUCAACAUGUCUUCCAUUGCUUCCAUGUUGGCCAUUCCAAAACUAGCGCCAUACAACAUCAGUAAAGCUGCUAUAGAAUCGUACACCGACACUUUAAGAAGAGAGAUGUAUAAUAUAGGGGUGACGGCUCAUCUCAUACAACCAAGUGGAUUUACAACAAACGUCUUCCCAGCGGACGCCACUGAACGUCUACGUAAAGCGUUUGACGAACUUCCACAGGAGGUCAAGGAGUUCUACGGAGAGAAAAGCGCUAAUAUGGGGCACACUGAUAUCGUGAAAGCUCGAGUCACUCUGGAUCCCGACUUAACCAAAGUGACAAGGGUUAUACAACACGCCUUGUUUGCGCGCUAUCCAAGGUACAGAUAUCCUGUUGGAAAAGGAGCUGUCUCGAUAUUCUGGACUUUUUCUCAUUUUCCUGAAAUAAUUCCGGACAAACUCCUCGCGAUAUCAGCUCCAUGAGCACAAUCAUUGUACAUCAUUUGGCAGCUUAAUAUCUGUGUUGUUUUAUAAUCUGGAUGGACACAGAACAGUAAUGACUACAGCAGAGUGACACAUUUUCCCAUACAAAGUUGUAUUCUGUUUUCAUUGAUUAGUCAUAAGUGUGUAUAUGUGUUUAUGUAAUUGUGAACCUUGAUUGAUUAAACAAACAAUACUCA
Molecule: messenger RNA, 1194 nt
Organism: Saccostrea echinata
Lineage: Eukaryota; Metazoa; Mollusca; Bivalvia; Ostreida; Ostreidae
Product: short-chain dehydrogenase/reductase family 9C member 7-like
Exons: 4
Coding region: 47-997 (316 amino acids)
Molecular function (GO): oxidoreductase activity
Source: RefSeq, a predicted model, not a curated record